This is a messenger RNA of Rhizopus microsporus ATCC 52813, 1482 nucleotides long. RefSeq lists its product as uncharacterized. The record is from RefSeq and is a predicted model, not a curated record. The coding region runs from base 84 to 1340 and encodes 418 amino acids. The transcript is spliced from 4 exons. Gene Ontology annotation, cellular component: plasma membrane. NCBI's taxonomy places the organism in Eukaryota, Fungi, Mucoromycota, Mucoromycetes, Mucorales, Rhizopodaceae.
UUUUUUUAAAAGAUUUUCUUAAGCAUUGAAACUUUCUGGCAUUCCUCCUUCCUUUUCUCAAGGUUUCAUUGUUUAAUUUCAUUAUGUCUUUACAGAUAUUGAGAAAUGCGGUCUUUGUUUCGCUGUUUAUUAUGGUCAUUUUGCAUGAAAUAUCAUGCAUGAUCUUACCAACAAAGACGACAUACUUGGCUCACUCCACUGCAAUAUUAUCUGAAAAGCCAACUCAUUUAUCUAAAAGAGAUGAUAUUGAAACGAAUCUUGAAUUAUAUCAAAACUGGGCAAGCAUAUGUAGGCAAUAUAGAAAUGGUGGCUAUAACGCGAUCAUUGCCUCAAAUACAAACGAUGACAUUGACAUAAACAAGUUGUGGAAAACUAUUACUCAAACCAUCAAUUGCGGUCCUGGUGGUCCCGUUACUGUUACUACGACUGUAAGCGCGAGUCCGACAUCAGUACCCUCUAAUAGUGGCUCAAGUCCAUGCCAGGGGCAGUGUUGGUCAGACUAUCUAUGGCAUACCUACGGUGAUGGGAUUAGUCCUGCUCAGGGAUUCGUAGGCACGUUAUGUAUAGUCGUAGGCUUUUACUUUUUUAUACUCGGCUUCCGCUUCUUCCGUCCAACUAUGGCUCUUGUAGGAUUUAUCUUUUUUGCCACCAUGACAUGGAUUGGCCUUGUUAACAACGAACCUACUGGUGGCUACCCUCUUGCUGACUUGAUAUAUAUCUGCGUUAGCGCAGGACUUGGUGUCCUUGGUGCCUUUCUCUUUGUUUACUUUUACCCUGCUGGCAUAUAUUGUUUAGCAGGGUUAGGAGGAUUUUAUGUUGCGGUUUAUAUAAUGUCAUGGAAAGAAAAUCUCGUUAUCAUUAUUAAAGUUGCUCGUGUAUGCUUUAUUAUAGGCUGUGGAGUACUAUCCUGCGUACUACUUUACUUUGCUGAGACAUACAUGGUAUUCAUGUAUACUGCAUUCAUUGGCUCAUACCUGUUCUUCUUUGGUCUUGAUUUUUUUGUACAUACUGGCUUUAUCAACCCAUGGCUACUUAUUUUCGAUGGAAACCCGAAUCACCAUAAUACUUAUUUGAUGAGUACCUCUGUGCGAGUCAUGUUGGCGCUUGUCUUAUUUAUCUUUUUGGUGUCUAUCAUUUGGCAGUAUUAUUGGCAUGUCAUUCGUUGUCCUCGAAAGUUUGGCGUGGUUAUUGUGGAAGAAGAAGUGAAAAAAGAAGAAAAAAAGGAAGAAAAACCAGCAGAUCCCCCUUCAGAGCCCAUCGUCUGUUGUCCUCCUCCAUACUAUCCCCCGCCUUACUACCCUCAACCUAUCUUUACUCAAAAUAUUUAUACAGCCCAUUAAUGUAACAUAUAUAUACCAAUCGAUUCUAAUCAAAACGCUCACACUUCUUUUUGGUUUUUUUUUCUCACUUUUGCUGUGUCGAACAUGCAGGCAUUCUCAAGAUACAUAAUAAAGAAAUUCAAUAUGUCAGUUCUUACCAGCA